UGAUAAAUACUAUUCAGUUGAAGGUAUUUAGUAGCAACUUUUCUCGUAAUUGUUUACUGCAAAAAUGUUUUAUUGCAAAGCUGUAGAUAAGUAAUUCUUCACUGGGAACGUGUUAUACAGGCAACAAGUCAGUCGCGCCAGUGUGUAGUAAGACCGCCCGCGAGACAGUCGCUCCCAAGUGAUUAAUACGAAUAAAUAAUUCCAAAUAUAAUUUUUUAUUUUUAAAAUAAAAAUAAAUAAUCAGUGUUUGUUUUACGAGCAAUCACCAAAAACAUAAAAAAUGACUUUCGUAUUCGACAAGUGCUGCUUCUGCAUAGAGCUGAGGACAGGAUGCCUGAUCAUCGGGUACUUGAACCUGAUCGGUAAUAUAAUAGCCAUUCUGAUGUCGAUCAUCGGUCUGGCAGCAGCUGGCGUGGUGACUGCGGAGGGCGACAAGGAGAAUGGCGCACAGGCCUUGGGCGCCGUCAUGCUGGCGGUCAUCGGCAUCAUGCUCAUCUUCUUUAUCCUGUUCCUCGCAUUCUCCAUUGUACUUCUUGUUGGUCUGCAUAAGCACAAGCGCGGUCACGUGAAGGCGUACCUGAUCUACACCGUGAUCUUCCUGGUGCUGUACAUCAUCAUGUUCUUCGCUGGUUUCGCUGCCUCACACAUCAAUGGUGGUGUUGUCGCCAGGGAUCUGAUCUCAAUUCUUCUGAGCAUUUACUUCAUGUUGGUAAUCAGAAGCUACUACUUGAAGAUGGACGACCCCUCCAACAAACCAGCCGUUUACAACACAGCCUAAAUAAAUAUAUUUUAACAAACAAAAGUUAACAUAGAGCCACAUGUU
Messenger RNA from Spodoptera littoralis (African cotton leafworm), 823 nucleotides. The record is from the annotation of a GenBank genome assembly. NCBI's taxonomy places the organism in Eukaryota, Metazoa, Arthropoda, Insecta, Lepidoptera, Noctuidae.